Neurospora tetrasperma FGSC 2508 is the source of this 204-nucleotide messenger RNA. RefSeq lists its product as uncharacterized. The transcript has a single exon. NCBI's taxonomy places the organism in Eukaryota, Fungi, Ascomycota, Sordariomycetes, Sordariales, Sordariaceae. The record is from RefSeq and is a predicted model, not a curated record. Bases 29 to 196 code for a protein of 55 amino acids.
AAUAAGGCCGACAGCGUUCGGUUAUGCAAUGAUGCAGGUGGAGAUAAUAGGUCGAGGAUGUGUCGAAGCCAAAGAUGAAACGGCAAAUGCGUGGUCGAGGGAAGAGGUUCGAGUACGAAGUACCUUGAUGGUUCUUCGAAUCUGUUAUGCGCCAGGCUUGGGUGGGGAUGGCAGAUGGACAGCCAAGCGACGAUGAGACUGGGU